Messenger RNA from Exaiptasia diaphana, 1266 nucleotides. Its product is annotated as AP-2 complex subunit sigma. The transcript has 5 exons. Gene Ontology annotation, biological process: intracellular protein transport; clathrin-dependent endocytosis. Lineage: Eukaryota; Metazoa; Cnidaria; Anthozoa; Actiniaria; Aiptasiidae. The coding region runs from base 60 to 488 and encodes 142 amino acids. Gene Ontology annotation, molecular function: clathrin-cargo adaptor activity. Gene Ontology annotation, cellular component: intracellular membrane-bounded organelle; membrane coat; AP-2 adaptor complex. The record is from RefSeq and is a predicted model, not a curated record.
GCUAAAUCAUUCCCAUCAUUCUCUAGUCACCUCACAUCACCAAACAUMAAGUGGAGAAAAUGAUUCGAUUCAUCUUGAUUCAGAAUCGAGCGGGCAAAACCCGUUUGGCGAAAUGGUACAUGAACUUUGAUGAUGAUGAAAAACAAAAGCUGAUCGAAGAAGUACAUGCCUUGGUUACUGUUCGUGAUGCAAAGCACACUAAUUUUGUCGAGUUUAGAAAUUUCAAGAUUGUAUACCGGAGAUAUGCAGGCCUGUACUUUUGCUUUUGUGUUGAUGUCAGUGAUAAUAACUUGUAUUAUCUAGAAGCAAUCCAUAACUUUGUAGAGGUUCUAAAUGAGUUCUUUCAUAAUGUUUGUGAGCUUGAUCUAGUGUUCAACUUUUACAAGGUUUAUUCAGUGGUAGAUGAGAUGUUCUUGGCUGGCGAAAUCAGAGAAACAAGYCAAAGCAAAGUUUUAAAACAACUCAACAUGCUUCAACAGUUAGAGUAAAAAUCAAACAUGUUUUACUGAAAAAAACUAGAAAUGGUAAAUGUGAAUACUUAAUUUGUGAAGAUAGUGAGACUUCUACAAAUAUUUUCCUUUAUAAAAUAACUGAAUAUUGGAAGGUCGAGGAGACCCAAAAGAUGCAAAGAUAUGAUCUUAAAUGAAAUUCGACUCUUAGAUUCAAGACAUGCCRUUUGAUUAGUACUUGGAAUCUUUCUUUCCAAAUUUCUUUUGUUGGUAAUAGGUUGUCUUUAAGCAUGUAAACAUUUUAAAUCACAUCAGUCACAUUAUUGUAAAAACCUACCCGGAGAAACAGACAUUAGUAAGUUUUUUUUUGUCCACAAAAAGUAAACCAUGUCAUUUCUUUUGUAAAUGUUAUACUCAUUAAGAUUAUUAUUAUGGGGCUGUUCCCAUAUUUCCUUGUAAAAUUUAGGUCAAAUUUUCUCUCUUAGGUGCAUCACAUAUUAUAGAUCUGUAUUAUAGAUUGCAAACAGCAAAAUUAGGUCUUUGUUUCUGUAAGCUACUUUGUAAACAAGUCCAUUUUCCUCAACAUGUCCUUCCCUACAGUGAAGGACAAAAUGUAUCCUUGUUGAGCAUGUCUGAAGAUUGCAUGCAUAGCAAUGACAGACACUUGAAAUGCACAUAUAAAUUUUCAAGGUUAUAUAUCUGUUUGCAUCGUAGCUAUAGUCAAACAUUUGUGAGUCUUGUGCCAGAGCUAAACCCAGAAAGUAGCAGAAAAGAUACAUUAUACUUUUACUUUUAAUAAAAUUCAUUCAAACUAUCA